This is a messenger RNA of Salmo salar (Atlantic salmon), 4700 nucleotides long. Its product is annotated as LON peptidase N-terminal domain and RING finger protein 1. The record is from RefSeq and is a predicted model, not a curated record. Gene Ontology annotation, molecular function: protein binding; ubiquitin protein ligase activity. NCBI's taxonomy places the organism in Eukaryota, Metazoa, Chordata, Actinopteri, Salmoniformes, Salmonidae.
UGAUCGCAUUUUUACGUAACAAACGGGUGUACACCUGUAUGUUGCCAAGUCGCUACUGGCACAUAAACUAGAGACACAUUGUUGGCUACAGCUAUGGCUAAACACAUUUUUUAAAUACAUUUAUAAAAACCGGCAUACAUUGUAUGCCGAUCGUCUAGCCUACAAUGUCGGUCCAACACCCCGACAGAGAGGACGACGUCGAAGAAAGAAGAGGAUUCUUCAUCGAACCAGAAUACGACUGGGACGAGGAGCAGGAUAAUGUAGACCACCACACACUUAUUUUACAAAAAGCUGAUGCACUGGCAUCAGAAAACCGUCUCAAAGAAGCCAUCGAUGUUUACUCGAUGGCCUUGAGAUAUGGUUCUGUAGGGCCGGAGCAGAUGAGCACUUUAGUGGAUUGUAUUCUGCGCAACUUCAAGAGAAAGCUGGGAAAGGAUGAGCCGCCUUCGGAACGAACGCUACAUAUUUUGGAUAACGCCGGAGAGGAGGAUGUUUUUGACUGCCCGAAUUGUCAUAGAUUUCUAGGCGAGCCCGUGACUAUCGGCUGUGGACAUUCGUACUGUAAAAGAUGUUUACAACAUCAGCUGCUCUCCAAAUGCAAGCUGUGUAGCGAUGUUGGAGGCAGGCCGACGGAGCCUAAAACAAAUGUGAUUCUAUUCGGACUUUUGGAAAAGUGGUUUCCCGAGGAGCUGAAAAGGUCCAGAGCUAUUAGUGAAAUUGAAGACCUGUCUAGAAGGAAACAUUUCGAGGAGGCCGUAUCACUAGCGACAGAUAUGAUUGAAUCUGAUCCUGGGGAUGAGGCAGUGCGGUGGUCACGGGUCAAGGCCUACACCGGGCUCCAGCAGUACCGAUUGGCCCUGGAGGACGCUGAACUCUGUCUUAGCUCCGCCCACUCUGCAGAGGGUUUCUACUGGAAGGCCAAGGUGCUCCAGGACAUGGGCCAGGUGGACGACUCGCUGCAGGUUUUCCUCCACUGUCUGGCCCUGGAUGAGGACUUCACCCUGGCAAAACGAGAGGUGGAAACGAUGCUGUGCGACCUGCUGUCUCCGGCCGGCGAGAACGUGAAGGUGGGCCUGAGGGAGACGGCGCAGAGCACGUCGCCUCACCUGCGAAGUAAAAUUGUGGUAGCGGACGCCCAGGCCAGAGCCCAACAGCAUCAGGCCAAAGCCAAACACCCUGCCCUGCACCAAGUCCAGGCUCGCACUUCCUUGGCACACCCCAGCCCCGUCGCACAACACGAGAAGCCGGGUCGCUCCGGGAGCCAGGAGUGUUCGGGCCUCAGCCGCGCUCACUCGAUGCGAGCCCACGGGCCGGGUCUGGGCAGCUUGGAUGAGGGUCUUAAACGUGUCUGCUCUGCACCCCAGCUGGGGGAUCAGGAGAAAGGCGUGCUGCUGAAGAGGAAGCUGUCGGCCUCCGAGUGCGGACCCCACGUCGUCUACAGACACGGGAGCAAGCAUAAGAAACAAGGAGGGGCCUGUGGUGCGUCGAGCCAGGGAGCCUCAGCGCGAGCUCACAGAGUCGUACCCAGGGACCUACUGGACCCCAACGACCUGGAGUGUUCCCUCUGCAUUAGAUUGUUCUACGAACCGGUGACCACGCCGUGCGGUCACACCUUCUGUAAAAACUGCCUGGAGCGCUGUCUGGACCACACACCCCAGUGCCCCCUCUGCAAGGAGAGCCUCAAAGAGUACCUGGCAGCCAGGAAGUACACAGUCACCAGUGUGCUGGACCGAGUGAUAAAGCAGUACCUGUCUGAGGAGCAGUCGGAACGGCAGAAGACUCACCUGGAGGAGACCCAAGAGCUCGCAGACCUGAUGAAGAAUGUCCCCAUCUUUGUGUGCACCAUGGCCUACCCGACCGUGCCUUGCCCCCUGCACGUCUUCGAACCGCGCUACCGCCUCAUGAUCCGCCGCUGCAUGGAGACCGGCACGCGCCAGUUUGGGAUGUGCAUCAACGACGCUCAGAAAGGAUUUGUGGAGUACGGCUGCAUGCUGAUCAUCCGGAGCGUCCACUUCCUCCCAGACGGGCGUUCCGUGGUGGACACCAUCGGAGGGAAGAGGUUCCGGGUGCUGACCCGCGGGAUGAAGGACGGGUACUGCAUCGCCGACAUCAAGUACCUGGAGGAUACCAGGGUGAGCGACGACGAGGAGUUGACACAGCUGCAGCAGCUCCACGACGCCGUUUACGAACAAGCGCGCACCUGGUUCCAGAACCUCAAGAACCGCUUCCGCAACCAGAUCCUUCAGCACUUCGGCGCCAUGCCCGAGAGAGAGCCCGACAUCCAGGCGACACCCAACGGUCCGGCUUGCUGCUGGUGGCUGCUGGCCGUGCUGCCCAUCGACCCUCGCUACCAGCUGUCGGUGCUUUCCAUGACCACGCUGCGCGAACGCCUGGUCAAGAUCCAGCACAUCCUCUCCUACCUGCAGAGCAUCCCCAACGAGUAGAAGAGUAGAGUUCCACCCGACCACAACUACUUACUACACCCUGGUCCCUGCACCAUGUACCUCCAUACCACAUCUAACAACACAGACUCCUACUACUCCAUACAUCGGAUUUCGCUAUUUAUUACUGCUGAGGUAUCCGCCACAAGACAUCCGUGAGACAUCUGGACAGUGAGACAUCAAUGAGACAUCUCCCUGAGAAGACAGAGUCACCCAACACUUCUAAGACACCAGCAAGAUCCCAGUCACAUAAGCAGCUAGCUUUAGCAGCACGACGGCUAGCUUUAGCAACACGACGGCUAGCUUUAGCAACACGACGGCUAGCUUUAGCAACACGACGGCUAGCUUUAGCAACACGACGGCUAGCUUUAGCCGCACGACGGCUAGCUUUAGCCGCACGCCGGCUAGCUUUAGCCGCACGCCGGCUAGCUUUAGCCGCACGCCGGCUAGCUUUAGCCGCACGACGGCUAGCUUGAGCCGCACGACGGCUAGCUUGAGCCGCACGACAGCUAGCUUGAGCAGCACGACAACUAUCACACACCAGCUAGCUACAUCGGCGAGAAUCCACAGACGGCUGAGAAAUCAGCCGAAUUCUAAGAACUGGUCUUAUCUCUUGUAAUGACGCUUUCUCUCUCUGUCUGUCUCUCUCUCCAUCCUCCAGGGGCGAUCUUGUCUCUUUGGUUUUUGGUAGGCUGAGAUAGAUGUCUCUCUCUUUCUCUCUCUCUGUGAUGCUGGUGAAAACAAGAAAGGCCUUUCUGUCUAUACUCAACGCUGGCCUCAACAGUGGCACCAACCACCCUCAACACCUGCCACUGUCAGCUUGGUUACUUGAGAGAGAAAGAAAGAGAGAGAAAUUGGUGAAGAGAUGUCUCCGUUUUCUUGUCUACUCAAGACGACCCAAGCAGCCUCUCUGUCUCUAUUCGGUCACUGUUGAAGGGUAGAAGGGAUGGAGCGGGUGGAUGUGUGUUUGUUUCUAUGGGUGGACGGUGCUUCUGUGCAAAUCCCAAAUGCUGAAAUUGAGUCUGACAGGGUGGAUGAAUUGUAGAAGGUUGGUGGUAACAUAUGGAGGGAGGGGGUACUAGAAUUGUUUGUGUACUACAAAGCCCAACAAGUGGGAUGGUGCAGCCUUACAAUUACACUGAAAACAAAAAAGUGUGAAUCUUACUCUUCCGAUCAUUAAGCCCCUCUGUCACUUCUCUCUGUCGACUAAACGCACAACUUCCUUCACCGCUGCCACCUGGCGGUGGUGGACCCUGAUGAAAAAGAGAGCUUCCCCCUUUUUUAUUAAUGUCUCCCAAGUUUUGACUUUUUCAUAAAUGGUUGUUUUCUUCCAUGACUUCAGAAAGAAAACCCUUGUGGCAGCCAUUUUGUCCAGUCUGUAGUAUAGCUACAGAUGUUGGACUGUGGUCUCGCGACGCUCCCAAGUUCUGUUCUCUUUAACAGUUUUUUUUCAUAGCUGAAAACAAGGCACAACUCAAAAAAAUCCAGACUUCCAAUAUACAUGAAUAACUCUAUGGUUUUGUUUUUGUUGUCGUUUCUCAGUGGAUACGAACCUCUUGAAUCCCGAUAGCUUAGGAAGCGUUAUUGAUUUUUGCAUUGGGGAUGUUUCCCAUUCCGAGUUAUCGAUUCUUGAGAGAAACAUCAAAAGUCAUCCAUGUAACUCGAGUGUUGUAUUUCCUAUCCCUCUAAGCCAAAAGUUCCAACUUCCUGUUUAAAUUCAAUGUAAACUGAAGUAAUUUUUAAGGACAGAUAUAUAUAUAUAUAUAUUUUGACAGUAUGUUUGUAUGUACAAAAUCACAAAAGGGGAACUUGCAAUAUUGUGACAGUGAAAAGGAAAAAGAAACAACACUAAACAAUGACCUGCAUUCAGCACUGCAAGGGUUAAAGGUCACCCAGUUGUCAAGUAAAAAAGCAGUCGCCUGCCUUUUGUCAGAAAAAGGACUAAUAUAGGUGAAUAUAUCUGGGGUGGUCGGUUUCAGACUAAUUUUUGCCUUAUACCAUUUUAGCAUUUUGCUUUGAAUGGCACAAUGCGACGGCUUGGUUAGCGUUCCUUUUGCCGUACUAGUAAUUAUGAUAUUUGUGUUAAUUAUUUGUCAUUUCUUUAGCCGCCUCAUGGCCCGAAUCGUUCACAAUGUGUAUAAUGUUUGUCAAGUCGCGGCUUUGUUUUGUUUAAAUCAUUUUGUUUUUGGACAGAUCAUGCUUUUUCCUCUAAUGUUUAAAUUAUCAAUUUUCAAUAAUAAAUGAACUCAUUUUUUUCAA